Molecule: messenger RNA, 3834 nt
Organism: Cinclus cinclus
Lineage: Eukaryota; Metazoa; Chordata; Aves; Passeriformes; Cinclidae
Gene: IQSEC1
Product: IQ motif and Sec7 domain ArfGEF 1
Exons: 17
Coding region: 1-3684 (1227 amino acids)
Biological process (GO): regulation of ARF protein signal transduction; actin cytoskeleton organization
Molecular function (GO): protein binding; guanyl-nucleotide exchange factor activity
Source: RefSeq, a predicted model, not a curated record
AUGGAGAGCCCCGCCGAGAACCCUAGCAAGGCGGCCGAGUACCUGAAGGAGCUGAACAAGAUUAUCGAGACGCAGCAGGAGCUGCUGGAGAAGCAGAAGCGGAGGAUAGACGAGCUGGAGCAGCAAGUGGCCAAAUUGUACCACGAAAAUGCCUGCCUGCAGGACGAGCAUCACCGGCACCUGGCCACAUGCCGGCUCCAGCAGGGCGUCCUCCCCGCGCCCCCGGGGGUGCUGAGCGCCAUCCAGGAGAACGCCAGGCACGAGAAGUCUGAAGGUGACAGCUCAAGAAGUCUCAGGUCUUUAAAUACUCUGCACCAGUUUUGCUGUCCAGCUCCAUUGUACCAUUCCCAGCUAGCUGUCCCUGCCACACACUCAGAGUACAGGACUUCACUGGAAACAGGAAGCAGCGUCUCAACUGACCCACUCAGUGUUGAGGGGGAGGCUCCCAGCAGCGAGACCGGCACGUCCCUGGAUAGUCCCUCCGGCUACCCGCAGGGCCCUAUAACUCACAGCUCCGCCCUGAGCCCCGAGCACUACGAGCACCCCUACGGGCUGUACUCCAUCGCGCCGGGCCAGCAGCGAGCCCGCCGGCCCAAGCUCCAGCACUCCACCUCCAUCCUGCGCAAACAGGCCGAGGAAGAAGCUAUCAAACGGUCCCGAUCGCUUUCGGAGAGCUAUGAACUCUCUUCAGACCUACAGGAUAAGCAGGUGGAGAUGCUAGAACGGAAGUAUGGGGGCCGGCUGAUCACCAGACAUGCUGCCCGCACCAUCCAGACCGCCUUCCGCCAGUAUCAGAUGAACAAGAACUUCGAGCGCCUGCGCAGUUCUAUGUCCGAGAACCGCAUGUCAAGGCGCAUCGUCCUGUCCAAUAUGAGAAUGCAGUUUUCCUUUGAAGGACCUGAGAAAGUCCACAGCUCCUACUUCGAAGGGAAGCAAGUUUCUGUUACAAACGAUGGGUCGAAGCUGGGCUCUCUGGUACCGUCUGAGUGCGACGAGCUCGGGGAGACGGCUGCCAUGAAGUCCCCGGCAGCAUCCACCGAUUUCACCGAUGCUAUAACAGAACUGGAGGAUGCUUUUUCCAGGCAGGUGAAAUCCCUGGCGGAAUCCAUCGACGACGCGCUGAACUGCCGCAGCCUGCAUUCGGAUGAAAUCCAGAGUGCGGAGCAGGUCAGGAGCCGGGAGAUGGAGAGGGAGAGCUGUGCCCCGAGCAAACCCGCGAUCCACAAUGUGGAUCACAGGAAGCUGGAUGAGAUGACGGCGUCCUACAGCGAUGUCACAUUGUACAUCGACGAGGAGGAGCUGUCCCCACCCCUGCCGCUCUCCCAGUCCGUGGACAGACCGUCCAGCACGGAGUCGGACUUGAGGCUCCGUGCCGUGAACUCUUCCCAGGAGUACUGGUCCAUGACCCACAAAGCUGAUAAGAUAGACACUGAUACGAGCUGCAGGAGUACCCCAUCACUGGAAUGUCAGGAGCAGAGGAUGAGGAUGGAUCACCUCCCUCUGCUCACUAUCGAGCCGCCCAGUGACAGUUCCGUGGACUUGAGCGAUCGCUCCGAGAGGGGCUCCUUGAAGAGACAGAAUGCGUACGACCGAAGCAUCACCAGCCAGCAAGGCAGCCCCAAACAUAUCCCUCACAGCAUUCCUGCCAAGAUCAUCACCCGGGAGGAGCAGGAGGCCAGGCACAGGGCUAGGCCCAUAGACAGUCACUUGGCCAUCAACGGCACAGCCAACAGGCAAAGCAAAUCAGAGUCUGAUUACUCCGAUGGAGACAAUGACAGCAUCAACAGCACUUCCAACUCCAAUGAUACAAUAAACUGCAGCUCAGAAUCCUCUUCUAGGGACAGCCUAAGGGAGCAAACCUUGAGCAAACAAACCUACCACAAAGAGACUCGAAACAGCUGGGAUUCCCCUGCCUUCAGUAACGAUGUUAUCAGGAAACGCCAUUAUAGGAUUGGGCUGAAUCUUUUUAACAAAAAACCUGAGAAAGGAGUGCAGUACCUCAUUGAGCGAGGAUUUGUGCCGGACACUCCCGUUGGGGUUGCCCACUUCCUGCUGCAGAGGAAAGGGCUCAGCAGGCAGAUGAUCGGAGAAUUCCUGGGAAAUCGGCAGAAGCAGUUCAACAGGGAUGUCUUAGACUGUGUGGUAGAUGAGAUGGACUUCUCCACAAUGGAGCUGGAUGAAGCACUCAGGAAAUUUCAGGCCCACAUCCGUGUCCAAGGAGAAGCCCAGAAAGUGGAGCGGCUCAUUGAAGCUUUUAGCCAGCGCUACUGCAUCUGCAACCCGGGCGUGGUGCGUCAGUUCCGCAACCCCGACACCAUCUUCAUCCUGGCCUUCGCCAUCAUCCUCCUCAACACCGACAUGUACAGCCCCAACGUCAAACCCGAGCGCAAGAUGAAGCUGGAGGACUUCAUCAAGAACCUCAGGGGGGUGGAUGAUGGGGAGGACAUCCCUCGGGAGAUGCUGAUCGGGAUCUACGAGCGCAUCCGCAAGCGCGAGCUGAAGACCAACGAGGACCACGUGUCCCAGGUGCAGAAAGUGGAGAAGCUCAUCGUGGGCAAGAAACCGAUUGGAUCUCUGCACCAUGGACUUGGUUGUGUGCUCUCUCUCCCUCACCGGAGGCUUGUUUGCUACUGUAGGCUGUUUGAAGUUCCAGAUCCAAAUAAACCUCAGAAGCUUGGAUUGCACCAACGAGAAAUAUUUUUAUUUAAUGAUCUUCUCGUGGUGACCAAGAUUUUUCAGAAGAAGAAGAACUCUGUUACAUACAGUUUUCGACAGUCCUUUUCCCUCUAUGGAAUGCAAGUUCUUCUCUUUGAGAACCAGUAUUAUCCCAAUGGCAUUCGGCUCACGUCAGCUGUUCCAGGAGCAGAUAUCAAAGUACUCAUAAAUUUCAAUGCACCAAAUCCUCAGGACAGGAAGAAGUUUACAGAUGAUUUGAGGGAAUCCAUUGCAGAAGUUCAAGAAAUGGAAAAGCACAGAAUAGAGUCCGAGCUGGAGAAGCAGAAGGGGGUGGUUCGUCCCAGCAUGUCGCAGUGCUCCAGCCUGAAGAAGGACUCCGGGAACGGGACCCUGCCCAGGGCGUGCCUGGAUGACAGCUACGCCGGGGGCGAGGGGCUGAAGCGGAGCGCGCUCAGCUCCUCCCUGCGGGACCUGUCCGAAGCAGGCAAGCGUGGGCGACGCAGCAGUGCAGGAUCGCUAGACAGCAAUAUGGAAGGGUCCAUCAUUAGCAGUCCUCACAUGCGCCGAAGAGCUACAUCAACCCGAGAGUGUCCAUCUCGCCCUCACCAGACUAUGCCCAACUCCUCCUCCCUCCUAGGGUCCCUGUUCGGUAGCAAGAGGGGCAAAGCCCCAUCCCAGAGCCACGGGGCCCCAUCCCAGAGCCACGCGGCCCCAUCCCAGAGCCACGCGGCCCCGCACCACGCCGAGGGCGCGGCGGCCCCUCCGCACCCGCACCACGGCCCCUACUGCCACCAGAACCCGCCGCCCUACCACCACCACCACCACUACCACCCGCCCCCGCACCCGCACCCGCACCAGUACCACCAGCACGGCCACGGGCACGGCCACGGCCCCUUCCUGCCGCACGGGCACGGCCCGCACCACGGCCCGCACCACCACGGGCCGCCCCCGCCGCCCGCCGCCGCCGGCACCAAGCCCAAGCACAGCGGCAUCAGCACCAUAGUCUAGGCCUGAAGGCCUCCUCAUGACUCUAGUUUUGAACGAGGCGCUUGCAGGAAGCAACAAACCACACCGUUAGGCCGUUCCGUGAGCUUCAAGGCUUGCCGUUCCUAAAUAAAACAAUUCCGGUUAGCCCGGGCCAUCCUGGUUUUACUUAAC